Molecule: messenger RNA, 1093 nt
Organism: Clunio marinus
Lineage: Eukaryota; Metazoa; Arthropoda; Insecta; Diptera; Chironomidae
Source: the annotation of a GenBank genome assembly
AUGUCGAUAGCUUUGCAUUAUAAUUUUCGUAAUAUUUCAAACGAAAGUUCGUCGAUUCAUGAAGAACAAAUUGAUGAGAAUUCAGUGGAACAAAUUUAUUUAAAAUUUUGUAAUCUUAUUGAGUUUCCAAAGUGGUUGAUAAAGCUUCACAAUCUUACACACAUUAACAUAUCAAAUAAUUCAAUUGAAUGCUUUCCACCUUCAAUAAACUUACUGCAAAAUCUCGAUUAUCUCGACAUUUCAGAAAAUCGUUUAAUGAAACUUCCAACAAACUUCUUUCAACUAACUCAACUUCGUUAUCUUGACGUGUCAGGGAAUUUCAUUGAAAAUAUUCCUUCAGAAAUUAAAAACUUGCAAAACUUGGAAAUUUUAAGUUUCGACAGAAAUUUCAUCAUGAGAAUUCCAAUUGAACUGACAGAAUGUCCAAAGAUUUUUCAAUUAUCAUUCGAUGAUUGUUCGCGAUUAUUCUCAUUUCCAGGAGAUAUUCUUAUGAUGCGAAAUCUGUCAAAUGUUUCAUUCAGGGGCUGCAAUUUAAUUCAAAUUCCUUCAAUCAUCUCAUCGAAGAUUAUGAAUUUUUCAUUUAUUGGCAAUCAACUUUUGAAUUGCAUUCCACAAGAAGCAGUCAAAUUUAUUGAUCCACUUAUGACGACAGCCGAAUUCUUCACAAUUAACGAAGAAGACUUGUCAGAUCUUUUAACGUCACAGUCAGAUUUUAUUAAAAAUAGUCCGGAAAUUAAACAUUUCAUUCUUCCAAAUGGAUUACUCGUUAAUCUUCCUUUCCUACUUGAUAAAAUUCACACAAUCACUUCAUCGGAAUUGAUUUCAUUGAAAGAACGUUCGCUUAGAGCAGUGAAGACAUCACUAAGAAAUUCUCGUCAUUUCUUGCCACGUGAACUUAAAACUAUUCUCAGUUUUCCCGCAGCGAUUUGCACAUGCCGGACUAAAAUAUUUACUGAAGCUUUUAAAGCAAAGGCCAAACUUUCAACUCCUUACAUCGAAAUACUUUUGUUCAAAGAAAUGUCUUUUGAUAUUCAUAGAAAGUAAUAAAAAUGAUCUCAUAUUAUGUUAGCACUCAACAUGAAUUUAUUCGCCC